UCUUAAAUGGUGGAUGUGAGGAUAUUUGCAUUCCACUACAAAGACGACGUAAAUGUCAAUGUGAUCUUGGUUUGAAGCUUCAACCUGAUUCAACCAGCUGUGAUAAUAAUGUUUAUACGACAAAUUUCAUUGUGGUGACGGAUUUUACUCACAGAAGGAUUUUGCAGAUAGACCUUAAUACAGGGAAUAUAACAAAGCUUCCCAUAAUCAUAGAAUCGACCUCUUCUAUUAUGCUCGACAAGUCAACUUUGGAACUUUACUUUGCUGACAUCUCUACAAAAACAAUUAUUUCAACUACGCUUCAUGGAAAAAAUAAAACCGUAUUUUAUUCAUCAGGGUUUGCUCAAAUUUCAAGGAUGGCAAUCGACUAUUCUACAGGGAACAUUUACUAUACAGCAAGAGGGUCUACCACUAAUGAAAAUCAUAUUGGUGUUGUAAAAAGAUUCAGUUCAAUUCAUAAGACUUUACACUCUAACAUAUUAACACCAAGAGGAAUUGUUCUAUAUCCAUCAAAAGGUUUCAUGUUUUGGACAGAGUCAUACGCUGGAAACGUGUCACGAAUUGGUAAAUCGUAUAUGGAUGGGACUUUGAAAGUUUACAUAGUGACAUCUGGCCUUAAUUGGCCUAGUGGUCUUGCAAUUGACUUUAAAACUAACAGGUUAUAUUGGACAGACGGGUAUACGGACCGCAUUGAGUAUUCAGACCUAAAUGGAGGAAACCGUCACGUUCUAACAACUGAUGCUGACGCACAUUUGAUGAGUAUCGUGAUAUCUGGACAACACUUAUUUUACACUGCAUGGAAUAGACAACGAAUAACAAAACUGGACAUAACAACGAGAUCAAAAGUUACUUUUAUGUCAAAACAUCCAGAGCUUGGUAGACUUGACGACUUAGAUAUAUUUGCAGAUGACACAAUUGACGUUCACCCUAUUUGCUCGAAGAGAAAUGGCGAAUGUAGUACUUUCUGUUUUCCAACACCAAACGGAAGAACAUGCGGAUGUGAAGACGAUGUUGGUUUACAAGCAGAUCAAACAACUUGUGAAGGAGUGAUUCUCUGUCCGUCAUCAAUUGCCGAUGCUGUGCUGUCAUCCAGUUGCAGUCGUAGAGCCGGCGAAUCGUGUGAAAUCACAUGCCUUGAGGAAAACGGGUCUCACGACAUAGUUUGCACGAGUGAAGGAACCUGGGACCAAGACACAAGACAAUUAUGUUUAAUUAAAUUAUGUCCUUCAACACUCAAAAAGGGAAAGCUUCACUCUGGUUGCACAGCAAAAGUUGGAAACAGUUGUUUAUUUUCGUGUGAAGAUGGCUACAAAUCCACCAUUAAUUCUUCAAAAAUUGUAUGCACUUCUCAGGGCACCUGGAACGAAAAUAUUGAGGAAUUAUGCAAAGAGGAUAAACCUAAUUUUGAGAAUGAAUGGUUAACUGGUGUUUACAUCGGAUCCUCGGUAGGAGGCGCUCUCAUCAUUGUCACUUUGAUUACCGCCUUAAUUUGCGUCAUCAAACGAGUAAAAUCAAAAUCAAAUGCUUCAAAGAGACGACCUAAAGAUGGCCAUAACUCUUACCUGGAAUUUGACAAUAAUGUAUUUUUGGCUUAUGAUGGAUCAAAACCGUAUGCAAGUGUUUACAGUACCAUAGAAGACAUGCGCAAUUUUUAAAAGGAAAUAUGCCUACCAUCUAUAUGGUGAGGUGCUAAAUGAUUUCUCUGUUGUUGUACUGUAGAGUUAUUGAACUUACAUCGGUUGUACAAAUGCAUGAGCUAGCAAUUACUCCUUUUUAUAUAUAUCUUAAACAUUUUCCUUGAUUUAUAAUUAUUAUCCCAACUAACAAAUUAAUUAAAUUCGUUUUAUAAUUUUCUUUGUAUCGGUAUUCAAAUUAACGCCUGUCCUGCAAUUUUCACCAACCAAGGGUUUCUGAUACGCCAUUUUCCAUAUCAGACCUUGGCACAUGGUGUUAAGGUUUCAUCAAAGGUCAACAUGUCAAAACAUUUAUUUUUACAAUAGCAAAAAAUCUUUGUGAUGUUUAGAGUUAAUACUUUUA
This is a messenger RNA of Saccostrea cuccullata (small rock oyster), 2037 nucleotides long. Its product is annotated as low-density lipoprotein receptor-related protein 4-like. Gene Ontology annotation, biological process: canonical Wnt signaling pathway. NCBI's taxonomy places the organism in Eukaryota, Metazoa, Mollusca, Bivalvia, Ostreida, Ostreidae. Gene Ontology annotation, molecular function: Wnt receptor activity; Wnt-protein binding. The transcript is spliced from 11 exons. Bases 231 to 1655 code for a protein of 474 amino acids. The record is from RefSeq and is a predicted model, not a curated record.